Messenger RNA from Acaromyces ingoldii, 2424 nucleotides. RefSeq lists its product as hypothetical. The record is from RefSeq and is a predicted model, not a curated record. Lineage: Eukaryota; Fungi; Basidiomycota; Exobasidiomycetes; Exobasidiales; Cryptobasidiaceae. The transcript is spliced from 3 exons. The coding region runs from base 1 to 2424 and encodes 807 amino acids. Gene Ontology annotation, biological process: mitotic cell cycle.
AUGACGACCAACGUCGACGUCUCGGCAUCGCCCUCGAGGCAGACGAGGGCCAUGUCUAGGCGAAACGGCGGGCUCGAGUACGAAAAACCAGUGUGGUCGACGCGCCAGUCGCCAUCGAAGCGGGUCAUGGGCCUAGAAAUCAGAGCUUUGCCGACCGAGGACAGAGAAGCGCAAAGGGAGCGGCCUCAAAACGAACACAACCAAGGAGAGAGAUGUCAAGAAGAGGAGGGCUACUAUGAUCAUGGCUCUGAUGAGUAUCUCACUCGCCUUUCGCCUUCGCCUAGUGGGCUUGUAGAGGCGGGCAUUCAGGCAGUGGAGCGUCGAGUGGAGAGGGCGACGCAAGCAGGAAGCGACAUGCUCACUCACAAGGGUAGGCAGACGGACGAGAGGACUCUCGAACGUAACGUGACAGGUCUCGAUCCGAGACCAAGUGCAAGAAAGACUGUCCAAACAUCCACUUCCAGGACGGAGAGGGCGAAAAGCCCCGUCAAGGAAGGCUCAACUGCACGGGCUCCCAGCCCGACGAGGUCUAUAGUGACGGUACCCAGACCUUUCAGCUUUACAGAACGGAGACGAGUAUCUCCGACAAGGAGUAUGUUGCCGCCAGAGAAAUCUGCUCCAUUGCGGAAAAUCGCACCCGAGAGGAGGCCUACCUCGCCGACAAAAGCGCGCAUGAUGCCGCCGCCCACUCAACUAUCCAAGGCACGCGAAGUUGAGCGCAGUGGAAUGAGUGCUCAGUACGGGGGCGACGAGUCAAAGGGCGCCUACCUCACGAGGUGCUACUCCAAGCUCCAAAGGAGCAACGCCGUCGUCUCAUGCCCUUCUGUCAAGAGCGCUUCCCUCGAGGCAGCCUGUGUCGUUGCCAACAUCCGCAUCUGGUGUGCGACGCUCUCCACUAGAGGGCAUUUCCAGAUUUCGGACUCAGAAGAGGACGAUGAGGGAGCGGAGGCAGUGUCACACGACGAGAACAAGUCCAUCACAAGUCCAUCGGGAUCGAUGCAGGCACCAGAGAGACGGUCCACGUUCCUUUGUGAAGCUCGCGAGGAGCAGGAGUCGCAGCAGAACGUAUCAGCAAGGGCUGCUCCGGCAGCCAAGUCGGAUGAGGCUCCUACGGCGUCACCACCGGCGUUGUCCGAAGAGACCACCCAUGCGCUCGCCUCGCUCGAGGCGACACUCGCUCGCCUGAAGAACCGCAGUGCCAAGAUCAAGGAGCAGCGAGCCAUGGAACAGGGCGAGAGGGCCAUCUCAGCCGCUGCCUUGGCUGCUGUGGGUCACAGAAGAAGCCCGUCCAAGAGCCCAGAAGUGAGCCCGAGGAAGAUCAGGAGCCUCUCUCCGAGCAAGGAGAUGAAGGAGCAAAGGAGGCAGAGGUCUUCCGACGACGAUGCUGAGGAACACCGACACGGGUCCGCUGUGUCCUUUCUCGACCGCGUCAGGGCUGCGCAGGCGAAGGGUGCAAGAGCUGCCCAUCCUACUGCCGAGUCUUCUGCCAUGAACGUCCUAUCUCGACCCAAAGACCCUAGCGCUUUGCCUGACCGAGGCCUCACGGGGAACCGAGCGCCUCGCGUGCCUCUGGCUGAGACCCAUCGCAGCACCGUCUCGCGUACCCCAUCGGAUGAACAGGUUCCACAGGAGCCUACGGCGGCUGAUGUCGACGAGGAGAAUCGACAGAGAAAGAAGGAGGAGAAGAAGACGAGAAGAAGAUCUUCCCUCUACACCUACGUCCCAUCGACAAAGUGUCCCGAUGAUUCUUUGACUACAGCAAGCGGCGAGUCGGACGAGAGUCUCGUCGCCAGCGGCCGAGGCGGCAUGAUCCCAUCCGCCAUCCGGGCAUCUCGCGGAGACGCUUCCAGUACCGGCCCCGGUCAGACGAGACAUUCGUCCUCUCGGCGCUUCCUGCGCGGUCUUGUCAUCCUCGUCGAUGUGCGUGAGCAGGACGGCGAUGACGCGUCGUCGACGUGGGUCGAGAUGCUGCGGUCGAUGGGCGCCAAGGUCAUGGUUCGCGCUUCGGAGCGUCGGCUCAGCCACAUUGUCUUCAAGUCGGGCAAGCCCGCUACGCUGCACCACUUUCGCGCUCAGCCUGACCCCAAGCCGCUCGUCGUGGGCGUCAACUGGGUGCUGCGAUGCGCCGAGGAAGGGCGCAAGGUCAACGAAGAAGACUACCUCGUCGAGGUAGGGAAACAGGCCGUGUUCCUAAAAACACGAAGGAAGAGCUCCAUGGCGCCCAAGAUGGCACCGGCUGGGAGCGAAUCACCACCAGCGACUACGGAAACGAUUCUCAAGGAGAGGAGGAGAUCGUUGCAUGCGCCUCCGGUUCCGAGCCCGUUGGCCAACCGAGCGUGGAAUAUGGACUCGUCGACAGACUCGACGGCAGUCCUUCAAGACUCUGCUUCUGCUACUAUUGCGACGAAUGCGACGGCUACUUGA